This is a messenger RNA of Panicum virgatum (switchgrass), 612 nucleotides long. RefSeq lists its product as uncharacterized. The record is from RefSeq and is a predicted model, not a curated record. The transcript is spliced from 2 exons. The coding region runs from base 1 to 612 and encodes 203 amino acids. Lineage: Eukaryota; Viridiplantae; Streptophyta; Magnoliopsida; Poales; Poaceae.
AUGCUGAAGGAGCGUCUACGCUACAUCCCUGACAACGCCCACGCCAUCGACGACGUGACGACUACACCGACUUCCACCGGCGCCAUGGACACCACGACCUCCAUGACAAAUGUCAAUGAUGUGGCCUCCUACCUGAACAACAUUGAGCCGCUCAAUGGAUCGAAUUUUCCUGACUGGAAGGGCAAGGUCAUGACGUGCUUGGCUUGGAAUGAUCUUGAUUUGGCAUCAAGGGAGGAUAAGCCUGCUGUUGCUGCAAGACAGACUUCCGCUGGUCUGGAAAAGUGGGCAAGGUCAGACCGUAUGGCGAUCAUGGUCAUGUCUCAGACCAUCAGUGCUGGGAUUAAGGGCGCCAUCCCCACUAAGGAUGCACUGGGAGCAGAUUUGAGUGCUAAGGCCUUUCUGGCAAAGAUUGAGGAAAACUUCAAGAGUUCAUUUAAGACUUAUGCAAGCACUCUCAUCAUGAAGUUAGUGGCCUCUCGGUAUGAUGGUAAGACUUGCAUCAGGCAGCACAUUCUCAACAUGUGUGACAUGGCCAACAGGCUUAAGGAGAUGCAGAUGGAGAUCUCAGAUGGUUUUCUUGUUCACUUCAUCAUGACCUCGCUUCCCUCAUAG